AUGGCGGGCAUAGACAUUGGCGGCUUCCAUGCUGGUGUCGGUGGUGAUGGAGCCGGCGUAUCGGUCAAUGGUCAUGGCGUAGGCCUGGGUUGGAAUGGCAAUGAUGACAAUAUUGAAGGUAACGGCGGAGCUGGUGUCUCGGUCAACGGCCAUGGCGCUGGGUUUGGAGUCAAUGGCAUCGGAGACGAUGUUGAAAACAAUGCUGGCGUCGGCUGGAACGCAGGAUCUGACCAUGGAGGGUAUGUGGGCGAAAGCGCUGAUGGCCAGGCUCGAGUCCCUGUCGGCGAAGGCAAUCAUGGUGGUGCUGCAGCUGGUCACGCCGUUGCCAUCGAUGCUUCGGGCCAUGGACGAUUCAGUGCACAGCAGCCUGCCACGGCACCUCCAGCACCACUUGGCGGACAUCAGCAAGCUUCUGACCAGGGAGAAGCAGCAGUAGGAGUUGGUGCUGGAGCUGGUGUUGGGGUCGGUGCUAAGCAGCCUCUGGCUCCCCUCCCAAACCCUGGCGUUGGAGCGUCAUGCACUGUGCUAGGAGGUCCAGCUCGCCUGUUGUACCUUCCACCUGGAGACGCUGGUCGUAAGCAUGAACCCACCCCUGCAAUUGACGCUACAACACCCAACGAAGCGAGCGUCACGCCAGCGCCUACUGGAGCAGAUCUAGCACCCAAGGACCAGCCCAUCACAGCUUGGGCAAACACCUUCAACCCAGAUUACUGCUACCUCUCAUUCAGCACUCUGUAUGCAACUUCUUCAGGCGUCACCAUCGGACCCACCUUCUCGAAUGCACUCAUCCCAUUCAAGACAUCAGAAAUCUCGACGGUAUGCGCAGCACAACCUACCGGCGCUGACGGGGGUAGAGGAGCAGCUACACAAUUCAACCUUGCCGGUCUGUCCACCACCGGUGAUGAAGACACCGGAUGCUACCAUAUCGUCGCUCCGCCUCGCAUCGGCAAGUUCAUCCCCAGCUGGGAUAACGCCCUAUACUGGAACGUCUCUUUCGAACAGCCACAGAUCAUCCUCCCCGAGGGAGCAGCAGACAGCCAGCCAGAGGACUGUGUGGUAUGUGCCGCUCCUGCGUUCUCGCCGCCGGCCGGCACUGCAUACCCAACUAUGGUCAACGAGGGCUAUCCAAAGAACUACUCACCUGCGACCGAGACCGCGCCACCGGGUUGGAGCGCUGCUAGCUUUGGGCAGUUCACUGCUACGAGGUCUGAUCUUGCUUCUCCGACGAUUACUGGGUCACCGACGUCACCUUUUGGCAGCAUUGGAAGUAAUGUUAGCACGAGUAGUGUUUCACAGUAUACCGGAGCUGCUGCGCUUACAACCGCGAGCAGCGGCCGAGUUGGAAUGCUUGUUGGGCUGGUGUCACUACUGUUGGCUUUGGUUUGA
Molecule: messenger RNA, 1386 nt
Organism: Fulvia fulva
Lineage: Eukaryota; Fungi; Ascomycota; Dothideomycetes; Mycosphaerellales; Mycosphaerellaceae
Exons: 1
Coding region: 1-1386 (461 amino acids)
Source: RefSeq, a predicted model, not a curated record